AUGUCGACGACCAACCCUACGAGAGAAACAACCGAAUGGGAUGACCUGCAAAGAAAAUUCGGGAACUUACCGCCACUUCCAAAAGAAAUAAAAGAAGAAGAAAUAUAUCUAGAAAAUCUUGAAAAACUUGAAGAGGAAAAUAUUUUAGAUAAGAAAAAUUUGAAUGAACUAAAUGAUAUUGAAGAGAAAUGUAUAGACGAUGAAUAUUUAAAGAUUAUCGAAAAAUAUAAAAAUGAUAGAAUUAAUGAAAUCAAUCGUAUGAAAGCUGAAGAUAUAUAUGGUGAGGUUUUUGAAAUAUCAAAAGAAAACUUCCUUACAGAUAUUAAUGAGGCAAGUAAAAAAAACCCACUCAAUAAUAAUAAUAAUGAUGAUGAUGAUAAUAAUAAUGAUGAUAAUAAUAAUAAUUAUAAUAGUGAUAAUUAUAAUAGUGAUAAUUAUAAUAAUAAACAAUCAAAAAGAAAACCGAAAGGAACUCAUGUCCUUUUACAUUUAUAUUCAGAGAAUGUUAUUUCUUGUAAAGUAUUAAAUAAUAUUUUAAAAGAAUUAGCACAAAAACAUAAAUAUAUAAAAUUUACCAAAGGUAUAUAUAAUCGUAUCAUAGAAAAUUACCCCGAAAAUAAAUUACCAACCAUUUUAAUUUAUUAUAAUGGUACAUGUAUUCAUCAAAUAUGUAAUGUAUUAGAUCAUAUCAAAGGUGGAUUAAAUAAUUUAAAUAUGCCAACUUUUGAAAAGUUUAUAAAUAAAUAUCAUAUCUUUAGGACAUGUCAUAAUAACAUGUACAAUUCUAAAGAUAAUAACAGUGAUAAUUAUGAUGAUGAGGAUGAAUUAAACAAAAAAAAUAUACGAACACAAAAACAAUAUACAUCUUUUAAUAUGUUUUAUAAUAAAAAUAAGGGAAAUCAACACUAUGAUAACUCAGAUAAUUCGUCUGUGGAAGAUAAAGAAAUUCAUUCAAGAGGAUAUGCCUCAUCAUAUUUGGACAGCAAAUUAAGGUUAAACAAGUUUUAA
This is a messenger RNA of Plasmodium falciparum 3D7, 1008 nucleotides long. It is a transcript of the gene PhLP1, whose product is annotated as putative phosducin-like protein 1. The record is from RefSeq and is a predicted model, not a curated record. Lineage: Eukaryota; Apicomplexa; Aconoidasida; Haemosporida; Plasmodiidae.